GGGAAUUGCAGACGUGUCAUUUUCCACAUCGGAGAGCUAUGAUCGUUGAUAGAGUAAUAACUAAGUCGACCCCAUUCCAAAUUAAAUCGACGAUCCUUUAUGAGAACUUUUGCUGCGCAAGGUCUGAAGCUGAGUCCUUAGACUCUCUUGAGGAGCUCACUGCAAAAGCUAUAGGCGAAAAGAAGAUUAGUAUGCUGAAAUCAGAUAGAGCUUGCUAAUCAGAUUGCUCUGAAUUGCUAGAGUCUGUAAAAGUUGUGGCACGGUUAAAUGAGCCAUAUGCAUUGGCAAGAACGUAGACAACGAAGCAGCUUGUCAAAGCCUUAUGUUUCAAAUGUAAAUAAAGCACGCGGAAACCCGGUUUUGUCGCGUGAUCGAUGUCCAGGAAGCAGCAUGGACAACUUUAUACGGACUAGACGAGAUUAAAAUGCAAUGGAAGAACGAAGCAAAGCUAUUACUUUUGAUUGUUAAUUCAGUCUCUUGAUAUGUGGUCGGAAUUUCUCAAGAAAAAGAGAGGCUGCUUUAGUGUUCAAUGUGUAUAUAAGGCUCUCUGAAAUAAAUAGGGGCCCGCAUGAAGUGUUCGCGCUUGAACAAUACUUGUGAACGAGUCGCGUAAAGUUGAGAAAAGUCGUCUACUAGAAGAACUGUCCCCAGCAGCUGCAGCAUUAAUGAAGUAGCAAAGAGAAUGAUAUGGCAUCAUGAAGAAGGCUAGACGAAUGCUGCAACAGCUGGGGUCUCAUUUGACUGGUAUACGGGGGCUGUUUUCUGAUCAACAGCCACUAGAACGCCGCAAGAAAGUGAGAAUUGAGAUCAAGAGUACGUCCUUACGCGUUUAUGUUUUGGAGUCACAAUCCGUGAAGUUCAUGCAGUCUGACGAACAAAAGUGGUGGUGGUUGGAUGUCAGGCCUGAGAGUGGAAACAUGUAUGUACAUAAUAAAGUUUUGACGCUCUAGCAGCCUCAAACUCGACCCGUUAUCGACGAGCAGAUCCAGCGAGACUGACAUGGUUUUUUUACAAAAACAUGGCAUGAAACCAUCUUUGACCAUACUUGGAGUGACACGGCAAGCAAUUAGUGAAGCAAAGAUCAUGUUUCCAUGUGCCAUCAUUCAAUCCUUCAGCAGGGUCACGCAAUUAGUUCAUUAUCAACAGUGUUCCAGAUAACGACGACCACUUCUAAGCCGCCGUCACCUAAAAAUAUGAGACGAUAGUGAAUUUAUGAAUGCCGAUGAUCAACCAUUAGGCUACGAACAAGACACGAUGCGUCAUGCUGGCUGAAGGCAAUCAAGUCUGAGUUGAAAAAGCAUGAGUAAACGACAUCAAAGACGGCGAGAAUAUGCGCGAAGAAGCGAAAUGGACCCAUACAAGCUCUCAUAAACAGGCUUGUUGCCAGUCGUUUCAAGCAAAAAGUUUAAUGUGAUGUUUGUUUGAAAAUGGCGGCAAAUAUGCAUUUGAUAGACGCCGGCUCUGCUUUUUGAGACAGUAGUUCUUAUUAAAAGCGUGCGUGGAGACGGAGUUGUGUCACAGUACCACAAUCUGUCUAUAAGUCGUUGUUGAAAAAACUUGCAGCUGCAAGAUUUUUCAAGUCAAAUCGGCACCUGGGACCGUAAUCAAGAUGAAGAGCUCGGUGACGCCAAGCUCACUUUAUAAAUGUAUUUACGUUAUGAUCAGUCAAUCGAGACGCUUAUUGUAAUACAAAUUUGCUUGGUAUGAUAAGAAAAUCGAGACAUGGAUUGAAAUUUUGGCUGUCAAGGAUGCAGUGCGAAAUGGGAUGCAACACAAGUCCAGACACUUUUGUCCGAAGUGCUUCGGUAACCAACGAAAAUAUAUUUGUUGAGGCGUGAUGGCUUCACUUGCGAUUUCUUACGAAUCUAGACGAAAACUUGGCCUCAUUCUUACAAUGAUACCAUGAAGUGCUAAAAAAGGCAUGUAUAACCUUUGGCUAGAGCUUUUUGAUGCGAUUAGUCUAGCACCUGGUUUAAUAUCAGCAUACUGUGGUCCUCACUACAGCACAGAAGAGUAUACUUUUUAAAUGCAAAAAAAAAUCAUUGGGAUGUGUACCGUGCUCUAAGGCUUCGAAUAUGAAGAAGAGGAGCGACUUUCUGGAAUGACAACCAAGAGGUAAGUAUAUUGAAUUUAAACAAAGGCUUAUAGUGGGAUCGGAAUGAUAACCGUAUGAUAUGGAAACAGAAGUGCUGGGCUCAUCGCAAAAGGUCUAAGAAGUGUACAGAUGUUGAUACAGAAACGAGCGCGUAGAGGUCAUUCU
Molecule: messenger RNA, 2260 nt
Organism: Plasmopara halstedii
Lineage: Eukaryota; Oomycota; Peronosporomycetes; Peronosporales; Peronosporaceae
Exons: 1
Coding region: 696-950 (84 amino acids)
Source: RefSeq, a predicted model, not a curated record